Messenger RNA from Pocillopora meandrina, 12302 nucleotides. The record is from the annotation of a GenBank genome assembly. Lineage: Eukaryota; Metazoa; Cnidaria; Anthozoa; Scleractinia; Pocilloporidae.
CUUCAAUUUCAGGCUCGAGCAAGACUGAGAGGGGUAAGAAACGAAUUUAAUAAAGUCUGUGGCUUCAUUGAUGGCUGGAAUCUCUCUGAAAACUGUAAACUGAAGUUGGUUUUGGUCCCUGAAAAAGAAGAGCAGUAUCGACUGAGACCUUCAAGUGAAGUAGGCCAACAGGUGUGUUGUCCUUAAUAUACUAAUCGUUGGCAAAAAUAAUGACAACUUUGUGUAGGGCUAUAUACUUUGGUUGGCCAUAAACGAGGACCUUGAAAUGGGCUUGAUUUAAUACCUUUUUAUAACAAGAUAAUGUAAACUUAUCAUGGCAGUGUGUUAGAGAGUUGAACUUGUGAUCUGAUGGUCGCGGGCUUAAGUUCUCUACCCUUCUUCUUAAUGAAUUCAUUUUUGCGGCGUUUACACAGCCUGCCCGUUGGUCUGCUAUCAAUUAAAUGUAUGUAGACUAGGUGUUUUUCAUUCUUCAAGGGUCACAACGAAAAAUACUGAGUCACUAGUAUCUGUGCCACACUUAUCAUAAAGUUUUGUUACCGACAAAAGAUAUCUGGUGGAAUCUCCUUUUUAGGACCUUCCUUCUCCAUGGUGCCAACCAAAUGAAAUGUAGGUUUUGGAAAGAGAUUUCACAGUCGCCGUUAAUAUGUAAAUUUGAUUGUACGGAAAAAAUCUGGUCUAGAGACCCAAACCCUCAAAAUUCAUCGUUAUCCACCAUCAAACCGGCUCACGAAGAAGGCCUCCUUAAAAUAAUUUUCUCUCGAAAUAAUUCAAAAGAUCAAUGCAUUUUCUUUUCCAUUUUUUUUUUCGCUUUUUGAGAAUUGGCUCGAUUUAUAUACGUUCAAUGUUUUUGUCGAUAAGUCUCCGAUCAGCGCGAAAAAGGAAACCUAUAUACAGUCCAAAAAUAAUCCCCUGGUCUCGUCAGCGGUUUCCGUUUCUUAAUAUCAAGUGUUGCCUGAAAUCGUGAGGUGCUUCUCUUUUAAAGACGUCUUAUAUGUGGUGCUGAUGAUCAGCCUAAAAUUGGGGGAAAACGAAGCUAAUGAAGCUACAAAUCCUCAUUCAAAAACCUUUUUGACGUUAGUUAGAGUAUCAUCUAGUUUUUGGAAACAUGUCUUGUCCUGGUUGCGCGAUUAUAACAUCUCUGUUGAUAGCCUUGAAGAGGAAGAUGUCAUUUUUGUUAAGUUCGAUAUUGCAGAAUAUUUUCUCCUGUUUAACCAUAUUCUGCUUCUGGGUAAGUUUUAUAUUUACUCACGGAAAUACCGGAAUGGUAUACCUUCUCUUCAAGGUUUUAUAGCCAGGACAAGGCGUUUUUACAAUAUCGAACUCCAUAUUGCCGGGAAAGAGACAAAUUAGACAAUCAUUUUAGAAAGUGGGAAAAGUUAAUAAGCAUUUUUACGAAUAAGUAAAGUCAUGAUUAAUUUCCAUGAUUAGUUUUAAAGUGAUGCCAUGGUAACUUACAUACUAGGUAACUGUAUUGCUAUAAUAGCUUUGUGUGUGUGUUUAACUUGAUAUUCUUCUAUUUGUACUAUACAAGUGAGUGCAUGUGUGUGUCUUUUUCUCUCUUUUUUUCUUCUUUCUUAAUUUCUAUUUUGUAUGUGAACGUAAGAAAUGCUUUAUUAAAACAAAAAAAUAAAUUAAAAAAAAAAUCUUGGGCUCUUUUGUUAUCAGAAAUCUGUGAGCGACUCGCGUUAUCUGUCCAAACUUCAAGACGCUGUGUUGGAAUCACUCCGUAAGAUGAAACGCCAUGGAGAAGCAAAGAAUCCUUUAGAGGCUGAUAUCUGGUGUCAUUUUGGAUCGGCUGUGAUCCGCGGACCUAAUGAAGGUAAGUGACCGGCAUAUAUAUUUGCAUGUAUAUUUGCCUGUAUACCCAUAGAAAACUGAAACAUCUUCCCUUCCUGUGAACAAGCACCACACGGGGCAAAUUCUCGGAUUUGAAUUUGCUAAAGGCCUUUGGUUUGGAGGAAACAAUGAGAAUACUUUGAACGCAAAAAACAACGAAAAAGAUUUAAUUUUUCUAGCAUUAUAAAUAUUUUCUAUUCAGAGUUAAGUUUAACUAACAGCUGCUCGCUCCGUUUGAAGCCUUUACUUACCCGGCGCUUCGCGGUUAAAGUGAAAGAACUUUAGAAAUUAUCAACUGGAAUUCCCCAUAAGAAAAAGUUGGCAUUUUAUUUACUAGGAAAUUGUUGCUAAAAAAUAACGAAAAUCUACUGAAAAUCUUAUUUACACGAGAAGAAAAACCACUUACAAAGUAAAUGAACAUUCAAGAUUUCUGAGAAAUCAGUUUUCCUGUCUACGAUUUCAGCUUUCACUUGAUAGUUUUUGCCAAGUUUAAGCGUUUUAAGCACUUGUUUUACAUUUUAACGAGGACUCCAUAAAAGCACUUUAUUCAAACUGAGGCAAUAGAAAUAAAAUUGGUUCAAGGAAAACAGUGUGCCGCGAGUAGGCAAGCUAGCUGGACAGUAUUAGAAUCAGUACACACGGCUCUAUGUUGUUGUUUUCGAUUUUGCCGCUUUUGUCGUGGUGCAGGCUAAUAAUGUUAUUAACCGAAAUAAUCGAAAUAAAUUUUACCAGUUGAAACUGUACACCCGACCUUCAUUUCGAUGAAAAACUUUCAGAACUUUUCAAAGCUGCUUCCUAGGCUUGCAAACUUUUUAAAAACUUUCCGUACAGAUUAUCAGAUUGCAAUCGUAGUGGUAGGCCAAUUCUGGCCACAAAAAUAGCGUUUUCUCCAUCCAAGUUGAAGUAUUCUUCAGUAGCACCAUGUAGUUUGUGCCUUCAUCUCACAUAUCGCUUUUUCUCGAUGGUUUUCUUUACAAUUUCUGCCUAGUUUCUCCGUGUCAUUGCUUUCAUUCAGCCUUAAAUUAAUUACAGCUUCGCCUUUGUGGCCGAUAUUUCAUUCAGUUUCCGGUGCUUUAAUUGGUUUAUCGCACGUUCUGACGGUUUUCAUGAGAAUUAGCGACUAGAUCACAAAAUGAUAUUAAAUUUAUCAUUUUAUACUAUAAACUACAGUAUUCUACAAGGAUUUUCCAGCCCUUAGGAAAGCUGUGACAACACACGUGGAAAAAAAAAUAAAACGAUAUUUUUUUUACGCACGUUUGAUAUCGCCAAUCAGCUGCUGACACGUCUCUCGCCUUUCGGAAUUUUUCGGACUAUGGAUGCUAAAACACUGAAAAAUCCAUAUCGCUUACAAACAGUGACUUGCUUUAGUGAUGGCAUAUCUCGUGGCUGAGAACGAAAGUCAAUAACUAAAAGAUUUGCCACAGGCCGAUUUUGACCUUGUACCUGAGAGAAUUCUUCUGUCGGUAAGGACCAAUUUAAUAACUGAGAAUUUUGAAAACUAGGUCCGUUGUUUUUUUUUGUAGUGAUUCAAUGCAUGUUUUCAUCCUGAGUGCGCCAACGCACUUUACGAUUUUCAUUCAUUGAUUAAGUGGACUUCUCAUGUCAGUAAAGGGCUAUUGCGUUUAUGUGAUAAACAAAGUAAAACAUGGUUGCUUGUAGAAAUGAAAUUUCUCUUUCGUGUUCAACUUGACAUCUCACUAGGUAGUUUAGUGUUAACAACUGGGUUGAAAACGUAAAUUAGCCACCGUAAAGGGUAAAAAAGCUGACGUUUCGAGCGUUAGCCCUUCGUCAGAGCGAUGUGAUAAACAAAGUAAAACAUGAUUGCUUGUAGAAAUGAAAUUUUUCUUUCGUGUUCAACUUGACAUCUCACUAGGUAAUUUAGUGUUAACAACUGGGUUGAAAACGUAAAUUAGCCACCGUAAAGGGUAAAAAAGCUGACGUUUCGAGCGUUAGCCCUUCGUCCGUACCCUUUCGAUAACUUUACACUUUCAUUUCACUUUUGUUUAUGUUUUGCUCUUUUUUCCAUUGGUAUAUGAAGGUCACAUUGUAUUUCGUUUGGCAAUUGCAUAAUUCAGGGCGAUUUUGAGUAGAAAUUACAAGUAUGAUUUCAGACCAUAACUGCUCGACACAGAGUUUAAUUACCACUUUAUUACAUCUUCUUUAAAAUCGUCAAAAUUUGUUGCUAAAGUGCACGUUGUUUUAGUCUUAACAAAUCUUUAAUUGAUCUAGUUUUGAGCUGGUUUUUAAAAAGUUAAAAAGUUGUCUUUCACUUUCCUGCAGUUUGAUUGGUUUGUUGUGUUUUAGUUAAGUUAUAUCAUUGGCAGGGAAAAAGAUGCGAUUAAGAGCACGAAAUCGUGCGAUUCGUAAAUAAAUCGCACUGAUGAGAGCCAACCAGAUUUGCAAGGAUCACCAGUGAUUUCACUUGAAAUGGAUGUAAUAAAGUGUGAAAUUACCAUUAAGCGCUCAGCGCUAUAUAAGUAUUCAUUAUCAUCAUUCUUAACUUAUUAAAUGCAAUAUCUUCCCUUCCUCUUACACACUCAAGCAUUCAAAUCAAAGAUGUUCAAAUUUGUGAUUAUCAACAAUACAAACUAAGCUCAAAUAAAGUCUGUUUCCCAUCAGGAGAGUGGAGUAUAGAUGAUGCAACAACAAGGUUUGAAUAUUCUGCCGAUGGAAAUUAUUGGAAGGUUGCAUUUCAAGAAGGCGUGGAUUUCAUAGCAGAUUUAUUUCAGAAUUAUUUCUAUGAAAAUACGCCGAAAGAAUAUCGUAAUUACGCCGCAAGAUUUGACUUAGCAUUCGUUACUCCAUGCAGUCAUCAAUUGAGAUGCAAGGUAAGUCAGUUCAAGGGUCUGAUUACAUGGGCGGCGACUCGCCCAGUUUUUAACAACAGGCUUGGUUAAAUUUUCCACAAAGUCGGUGGCUUUUAUGAUACUAAAAGCAAUUCAUUACAGGACGAAAACUUUAAAAAUAAUGGCUGGUAAAUAAAGAAAUAAAAUUCGAAUGAACUAAGGUGUUCUUAUCGUUGUACAUUGUGGGCAGUUUCGAAGUUGUUUCUUUGCACAUCAAAAGAAAGCUAAACCAAACCGUAAGGGCCGGUUUCUUACAUAGGCCUAACCCAAACCGCAAUUUUACAGAGACAGUGGGCCUCAGGGAUUCUCCUCUGGAGGGAACGUUGAUUCCAUUGAAUAAUUGUCCUUUAACUAUUAGCUAUCGGCUCUCUUUACACUGUUCACAAAAGUAAAUGUUCAGAUAAAAGGAUCUUCUACAUUAAAGAUGGCUUGGAGUGCCGUUUUGUUAAACAACAGCUAAACCUUGUUAGCAUAACUGGCCUUAACAGUUUUGAAUAAGCACCGACUACACCAAGUUGCAUUGUGUCAAAACGAUAAAACUUUGGUUUAAGUAAGCUUAAUGCUAUUAUCAUAUAGCCAUUAAUGUUAAAUAUCUACUUAUCAAGCCACGGCAAAAACAAAACAGAGCAUUUCGAAUGGGAAAGCUGAAAGAAUUCAUUAUUAGUUGCAAUAAUUUUUUCUCAAAAGCUUAACAUGCAUUCUUUUCAGGUCUGGGUAGUGAAAAAGGAUGUUGAGGAGAAGUUUGAAAGAAUCCCAACCCCAGCCACUGACGUCAGAAAUAUCAUGGAGGAGAUUCACUUCACCGAUGAAUCCACUCGGUCACGAUGUGGAGGUUGGGUGGUUCUCCCAUCACGGAGAUAUUUACAAGCCGAUAUUUUGUUUCCCGGGUGCGAGUUUGAUUGCAGACUCAUAAUCAAUGAACAUGCAGGUAUUUUCGCUGUAAUUAGAAUAAAAAAAAUUUAAGUUUAUAGAUUACCUUCUACUUCAUCUCAAAUAUCUUGCAGUCUUGGAAUCCACACUGAAUCGAGAAAAAAUAAAGACUCCAAUUAAUCCAAGCUUUCCACAUUUUAAUUUAUUUUAUUGAACGUAAAUUUUCUUCAAUGACGUAUUUUAAAAAACGAAUAUGCAGUUUUUCUUUCCUCUCACCCGAUAUAUUGCGAGAUACAUUUUUGUAGUUCGCUUCUAUCACCACAAAAUUUAAUAUAUUACUACACUCUUUCCUCCCAAAUCAUUUUUUUGCCCUUAUUUAAGUACAUCAGUCAGGGUUUACGGAAUCGGAAUAAUCGUGGAAUCAUCAAUUCUGCGAUUUUGUUCGAAAAGGUCCCAAAAGAAGGCCUGCCAGAGGGAUAUAUAGUGGAGUGCAAUUUGGGCUGAAUCAUUCGCGUGAUUUUAGAAUUGAACGAGCGCGCAGCGCCAGUUUGAUUUGAAAUCACAAAUAUGAUUUCAGACCAAAAUUGCACGACACGAGGUUCAAUUACCACUUUAUUACAUCCAUUUUGAAAUCGUGCAAAUACAGGAUUUGGUCAGUUCAAAUAUUUAAUUGACGCAGUACUGAGCCGGUUUGAAAUUAAAUUCAUCCAUUUUUUGAGGGGAAAAGAUAAGAGUUUUUAAAACAAAAGUUGCCACGUUAAUAUGAAAGCGAUCUUCGCAGUAAUGAACACUACUUGAGCAGUAGAAGUCUUGAAAUCUGGUUGGUUGUUUUGUUUUUAGUGUAGCUUCCUCAAAGCAAAAAAUGGUGCGAUUCGUAAAUAAAUCGCACCAAUUAGAGCCAAUCAGAUUACAGGGACCACCAGUGAUUUCAAAAUGGUGAUUUUCAAAAUGGGUGUAAUAAAAAUGAUUAAUUAGCCUCUUGUAAAUUUCUUUCUCUGUAUAUAUUUGAUUAGGAAGGGCCAACAAGGUAGAUUAUGCGCCCGAUGAAGAGGUGAUACGUGUGUUGGCAAGAUAUCUUUGUGGGCUGACUUUUACAGAUGAUGACACGUUUGGCCUACGACUCCCUGAGAAGGAGAUUCCCAGGGGAUUUCAUCUGGUUCAUAUGCGGCUUUCCAAACGAAAUGUGUACACGUCUAAACCUGGUUUCAGUGUCAUCCUGUCGAAAGAAAAAUCUUGGACCGCUGAUAUGAAAGAUGGAACAUUCAGAGAAUCGGUAGAGACUUCAUUUUUCCCCGUAACUAAUGAUUUCCAUAAUUUUCGCCAUACUUUCUUGACUCACUCCUGAAAUAUUUUGAUAACUUUAAAACAGCGAUUAAAUGAAUUGUUUAACGAGAGUGGAUAUCCAUCAGAAUCAAAGAAACUGCGAAGAACCUUUGAGGUGGCGAAACCAUGUUCUUUUACUUUCAAGUACGGGCAAUUCUACAACUGAGCUUUGUAUAUAUGCACUGCAGAUUUUACUUUUAAGCCAUGUAAUGCUUUCAUGCUAUAUCAAUGAAUUCUGUUUUUUUGUCAAACUUCAGCACUCUUUUAAUAUAAAUUUACUCAGUUAUGUAGAAUGUAACUUUUCCAAAGUUUAGUUCUUAUGACAGUAUUCGAGUUGAUUUGAAGUUCAUUUAUCAUCAUCGUCGUAUAUUCCUUUCACUAACGUAGCUUGCUAUUCACUGAACACUAUAAAACAAGGCUAUUUAAACGGUUUCUCCUUCUGUCUACCCAUGACAAUCUGCGCCCUCAUACUCUAUUAAAGGCACUGCUUGGAAGAGUGCCAGGUUAUAUUAUGAUUUCUUUACACUUCGAUUUUCUCGCAGACUGAUGUACACCUACAUUGCGAAGAGUGGGACAGGCUACUCAGUGGUGGGCAGUGGCAACCAGAGAAUUUAGUGAGAAAGCUACCAGAGUUUCUCGAGUUUGUCAAGGAAGUUCAAUGCUUUGUUGUUGCCGCCUUAAAGAGUAAUGGAGUAGAAAGAAAAGGUAAAAUUGAUGAAAUGCCAUGGACUCCAAGGCAUGGGCGAUGGAAUCGUCAAAACUAAAUACAUUUCUUGCAUAAGUAACAGCCUAACUAUAUCGUUGGAAAGAAAGAAAUUCAUAUACAAAUCGCGAGAGUUUGCGUUGGUUGUAAUUUUGGCGUUGAUGUAAUUGUUCAGUAUGUCUAAAAUGAGGUGGAACUGAAACAGUUAACAAAGAGACUAUUGAAAGUUUGCUCAUGAGACAUAAACAUGCUUCGUUAUGAAGAAGAAUCACUGGUCAAUAGAAGAAUGAUAUUUAAACAAGAGGACUUUUUCCCAAGGCACUGCUCGCCAGAGAAUUUCGGGGGACGCAAAGUGAGCAUUGCAAUUGCAAUCAUAUUGUGAAAAAUUAAUUCAGUAUUUAUAAGAAUCAAGUAUACUUAACGUUAAUGAUAUCUAAAAUCUGCAAUAGACAGUGUAAAUCUCAACGUACAGGUAGGACAAAUCCAGAAAACUUUCUGUUUCCCAUAGGUACCACAUGUGUAUAUAACUGAACUGAAAACAUUCUUUUGAUGUAAAUUAAUGUUUUUUUUUUAAAAAAUUUCUUUCACUUCUUCUGAGCCCGGUUAUCCUUUACGGUUUUCAUUGAGUCUAUUUCUUUUUGUACCAAUUUGUUUUGUUUGUUCAUUUACUUAGUCAUAAAUAAGUACGAGUUAGUAUGACUUAGAAGAAGCCUAUCAUCUGAACCCGUUGUGGUUUCUCGUGGGCUUCUUUGCACUUUUAUUCCAUCGCUACUUACAUCACAAUUUCAUUGAUGGCUAUAAAAGUACACCUUGGAAAUAGAUUGUUUUAAUAAGUUGGCUGGUCCACAUUGCAUAAUUAAACUACGAGAAUCAUUUCUGUUUGUUGCAGUUCCUCCAUCGAUUCGUGCUCGAGGUCCUCAAGCUUUGGCAACCUAUUUAAAUGCCCUAGCCGAUGGUCAAGCUUGCGUCAAGAGAGUGCCUCUGAUGAUAGUUGGACAAGAUCGGUCUGGUAAAACCAGCGUGAAGAAGUCCUUGAGAGGGAUUUGCUUCAACCCAAACGAAGAUAGCACCCUGGGAAUUGAGGUCGAUCGUUAUCAGUUUAAAGUAACCACCGAAAUAUGGAAAACAGGAGAAAAAGACGAGGAGGCCAACAUUGAUACCACAGUUAUUUCAUUUGAGCAUAAUACAGCACGGUGGGUUGCAGACAAAUUGACGGUGCAUGAAAAAAUUGCUGAAGUCAAAAGAACAAGCUCAGCCGAGUCAGCUGGCUAUGAAGUAUCUGACACCCCAGUGAAAAGAGAACCCACUAAGACAAGUUACGCAGAUCUUCUAGAGCCAUCUAGAAAUCCAGCAUCAACCAAUACCACCGAUGAGGAACCUCAUUUACCAACGAAGGAAGUACGAAAUCCUACAGAAUUAGAACCAGAUGAAGAUUUGCUUACCACCACGCGGGAAAAAUUGCCGGAUUUCGACGAUGUUGCGAGGUUGCUUCCCACGCUCCUUCGAGACAACUGGGAAGACGAUAAAGAAGACAUCUAUUCCAUACUGUGGGACUUUGCUGGACAGUCGGUGUAUUACGUGACGCACCCCCUCUUUCUCACAAGAAGAGCCAUCUACUUUUUGGUUUAUGACUUGAGUAGAAAUCCAAGCGACAAAGCCACACCAUUGAUGAAGCAAGGAGUUUACAAAGCGUUCAAUGCAGAUGAAUACAAUCUGAAAACGAAUUUUGACUAUUUAGACUUCUGGAUGAGUUCUUUGGCUGCUUUAGCGGACCCUGAGAUGGUGUUGUCUUUCAAGAAAUUUCCCGCCGUCUUCCUGGUGUGCACACAUGCUGAUCAGCCCUAUUGCGCACGUGAUCCGGUUGAACUAGCCAAUGAAAUUUUUGGCGAUCUAAGGAUCAAGCCAUAUGGUGCUCACUUGUUUGAUGUUUUUUGUGUUGAUAACACUAAGUCAGGCACAAAAUCAGAAUGUGAAGAAAUCGUGCGCUUGCGAGAGGGCGUACAUGACGUUUCUAGAGAGUUACCACACGUAACCGAGGCUAUUCCGAUCAAGUGGUUGAAAUACGAAAAGGCCCUUCAAGCCCUCAAGGAAAGAGAUUACAAGUUUAUCCCUCUCGUGAGAGCGAAAGAGAUUGCUUCCAAAGUUUGUUACAUUAACUACAACGAGACACAGACAGUGCUAAACUUUUUGCACGAUCUGCGAGUUCUGAUUCACUUUGAUGACAGUCCAGAAUUAAGCGAGUUAGUUUUCUUGGAUAUUCAGUGGUUGAUUGAUGUGUUCAAGAAUGUAAUAACUGUCAGAGCCUUUCGUGAAGAGAAAAACUUUGCCCAUCUUUGGAAAAGACUCGAGAUCGAAGGAAUCCUGGAGGACGAACUUCUCAAACAUGUUUGGAAUUCUUUGAUUCCUCAGAGGGAAACCCACGAAAGUCUAAUUGCAAUUAUGGAAAAAUUCAGCUUGUUGUGUCCUUGGCCAUCAUCACAAGAUUUUCCCAAGAAGCGUUACAUAGUGCCUUCUAUGUUGCGAACGCCUCUACCCGAGGAGAUAUGUGAUCUCGUUGAAUCUGCAAAUAUACCUCCUCUUUUUAUCAAAUUUGACACAGGUCGGGUCCCUCUAGGCUUAUUUCCCCGAUUUGUAAUAGAAUUCCUUCUGAAGUGUGACAGAGAAUUUCCUCGCUUAGCUCUGCCACAACUUUAUAACAAUUUUGCCAGAUUUAACAACUUUCCGAAGCAAGGUCUCUCUGUGGUUCUCCUUUGCCACUCUUCCACAAUCGAGGUUGUUCUUGUCAGUGCUAAUGGUGGUAUUGAUAUGGUGAAUAUGGCCUCAAUUCAAUCCUUUCGCAGCCAACUAACUUCGAUCAUUAAUCAAGUUCGGGACAAGUGCUUCUGGGUGAAGAACGUUGGGUGUGAUGUGUGUUUCUUAUGUCCUGUUUGUUCCCGUGGACGCGUGAUCAGUCUGUGUAAACUCCAUCACAAAAGAGGUUGUAAGGAAGAGGAAUGCCUUCACUUCAUUUCAGAGUUAGAUUUGGGCGAUGAAACGCAGGCCAUUUGCACCAAGUCUGUAGGCGCUGCGAAUAACCAAAUUCAGGUCGAGAAAUUCUAUCCAUGGAUUUCCUGUGCUGAACAAAAGGUAAAAAAGCGAUACCAAAAAGUCGGGCUUCCAUGGGAUUCGAGCCCGUGCACUGGUCGAAGCCUGAAUUUUUUCACACUUCUUAUCUGCAGUUGCUAAAAUUAUCCCUCAAUUGAUCAAGAUAUGGUAUACAGGAUGACGUGCGUUUUCAAAUAUAAGUAAAAGAAUUUCUAAUAAGACAGAAUUGUUUUUUUAAUUUUAUACUUUUUUUUCAAUUUUUCCCUGGUAAAGUGUUGAUCAAGAUAAAUUUAAACGACUGCAUCCAUUUUUUUUUAAAAUGUAAUUACCAUAAUCUUAUCUGACCCUUUUUUCUUCAGGGUUUGUCCUCUUCAAAUGUAGCGGCUAGAUCACAUGGUGAAGCAAGUCAAAUCAGUCCAAUGAAGUCUGCCACAGCAUUGAAGGUGACUCUCCUGGGCAGUGAGUGGAGUUCGUCGAUGGGGGGCUUGUCCACCAUCAACAGACAGCUUGCCAUUCUGUUGGCCAAGCACUCUGAAGUGGAUGUUACUCUCCUUGUUCCACAAUCUGCCUGUUCUGAAGACGAGAAGAGAAUGGCAUCAUGUCACAAUGUUUCCAUCCGGGAAGCCAAGAAACUGGUAGGCUUCAGUGAUCCUCUUGAUUGGUUGAGUUUCCCACCAAGAGACCUUGUCAUUGACUUUGUGCUGGGUCAUGGUGCAAAGCUUGGUAAGCAAGCCCAAGUUAUCAGAGAUUCUCACAAUUGUAAGUGGAUUCAGGUGGUGCACACUGCACCCGAAGAACUUGCAAUGCACAAAAACUAUCCUAAGGCUAUUUCUAUAGGUGAAAAGAAGAAUUUAAUUGAAGUGGGGUUGUGUAAGUUGGCAGAUGCUGUGCUAGCAGUUGGACCAAAGCUAACAGACACAUUCUCCGCUCAGCUCCGCUCAGGCAAGAGUCAGGAAGACAUCCUUCAACUGACUCCUGGAACUUUCCGUGAGUUCUAUGACGUAAAACAAGCUCCAAAGGAGAGCAACAAGUUCAAGGUACUGACGUUCGGCCGUGGUGAUCCAGAGGACUUUAGUCUUAAAGGCUACGAUAUCUCUGCCAGAGCAAUAGUUGGACUAAAAGACAGGUCUUACUGUCUCGUAUUCGUGGGUGCACCUGACGGUAAACACGAUGAAGUUGCAGCGAAUUUGCUAAAGAGUGGAAUUGAUAAAAGCCAGCUGAUCGUGAGGAAGUUCUUGCACAGCAAAGAGAGAUUGAAAGAAUUAUUUUGUGAAGUUGAUCUCUGCAUCAUGCCCUCCAGAACAGAGGGUUUUGGUUUGACCGCCUUAGAGGCGUUGUCUGCUGGUCUUCCCAUUCUUGUUAGUGGAAACUCAGGAUUUGGUGAAGCACUGUGCACUGUACCAUCAGGCAAAUCAUUCGUGGUGGAGUCUGAGGACCCUGGAGAUUGGGCAAAGGCAAUUGCUGGCAUCCGACAGAAGGAAAGAUCAGAUCGACUAAAAGAUAUUCAACAAUUAAGGAGUUUCUAUGAAGAGAAGUUUAGCUGGGAGAAACAGUGUGACAUUCUUGUGGAGAAGUUUUGGGUGAGAAUAUCCUUCACAAAGUGUUUAGGGGACUACUCGGCUUACUCGGUCUCUCAUUAA